This is a messenger RNA of Megalops cyprinoides (Indo-Pacific tarpon), 2292 nucleotides long. RefSeq lists its product as uncharacterized. Gene Ontology annotation, molecular function: methyltransferase activity. Lineage: Eukaryota; Metazoa; Chordata; Actinopteri; Elopiformes; Megalopidae. The record is from RefSeq and is a predicted model, not a curated record. Bases 344 to 1258 code for a protein of 304 amino acids. The transcript has 8 exons.
GUUCCGCCCGCCCGGCCUCCUUCGGAGUUAAGGCUGUUACGGUAGCUAUCUGACAAAGUGGCUAGCUAAGUAAUUAAGAGAAUUUCCAUUUUUCUUCGAGUAUGCAUUUAUUAGGCAAAUAUUUUAGAUGUUUACCGUAUUUGCCUUAGUACAACAGCAGAUGAACAAUAUGGCCAUUGAACAUCUUGGAAUCAGAUGUUUCUAACUAUCGAGGUGUACCUUAAACGUGAAAAUAGCACUGAUAAUCCGUGAAUGUACUGCAUGUCAUGGGCAACUGCCUAGCUCAGAGCUAGUUCGAAUUUGUUGCGAAUAAGGGCACCUGUAACAGUUACUUUAUCUUACCAUGAAUUUUUCGACUGCAAAGAAUGAAAUUAUACGUUUGCUUUCUCGAGUAGAUGUUUGUGAACUUCCAAAACUGAUUAAAUGGAUGAGGAAUUCAGAAGAGUUGGAUGAUUUUUUCGUUGACAAUGAGAAGGUUUUACUCCAGAGCAUUGCAGAAGACCUCAGGACUUGUUUGCCAUUGGAUGCUAUGUUACCCUCAGAAUCCCUGGCCAUAGGGAAGACCCAGCAGAACCCCAAGCCCACUGUGCAUGUGGAUGCUUUCCUGUACGACGACGAGACCGUAGAUUCUCUUUGUGAGGAAGGCAAGAUGAGCCGGGACUACUGCCUGCAGUGUGGGUCACACAGCACUGCUCCUCUUGGGUUUAUUUCUCACUCUUUCUCUGCUUUGGAGCUCCGCUUCCUGUUCCAGCAUGUUCUCCCAGACCUCACAGGAAGAGUGCUGGUGGACGUGGGCUCCCGGCUGGGGGCGGUACUCUAUGCGGGUCACCUGUACAGCUCAGCAGCUCAGCUUGUGGGGGUGGAGAUUAGUGCUGAAUUCAUCCAGCUUCAGAAGAUGGUUGUGGAGAAGUACGGCUUCACUGACCGAAUCCAGGUCACACAUGCAGACAUCCGCACCCAAGCCUCCCUCCUUCAGAACGCUGAUGUUGUUGUUAUGAACAAUGUGUUUGAGUAUUUCCUGGAAUCCAAAGACCAAAUCGGGUCAUGGCACUGCAUCAGCCAGAAUGUGAGGAAGAAAGGUGCAUUACUGGUCACUGUGCCCAGUGUACAGGAGGCUAUUGCUGCAUUACCAGGCAACAACGGGGUGAUAGACAUCCACGAAUGGCUGGAGGAGGUGCCCGUAAACUACGAUGUCUACCUGGGAAGGGACACAGACACCGACUUGUUUAAACAGAUCCAUCUCUACAGAGUACUGUAGCUUUGGAAACACAGGAAAUGAACCGUGCACUGGACAUCCACUGGCCUGGGGUAGAAAGCAAGAACAGAGUUUCUAGGGCAAGAAUAAGAUGAUGAACAAUCAUGGCGGAAAGCACAUGGCAGCAUUUCACUUAAGGGUGUUAGGUGAGGUGUUUUUGCACAGCAGUGUCUUGAGGAACUGAAGAAUCGUAGAAGAGGUUAUCAGCCAUGUUGAAACUGGAAAUCUUUGACUCCUCUGGGUGCUUCUUGACUCAUCAUCUCGGGGUUCAUGUCCUACUUGGUUUUGUCAGUCCUGACAGCAGCACCAUACACAAAGUGAUGUCUUGGUCAUACUAUAUGCUUCUUCCAUGAAAUUAAUGUUUAGAUGAACUCCAAAUGCUCAGCCACUUUUCUUUGUGCCAACACACAAGAAGAUGUGCGUUCAUGAAUGAGAAGCACGGCUUUCUGAAAAUAUAUUCUUUCCAUUAAGUCAAUAUGUACUUGAAACCAAGGUGUACAAUUCAGGUAUAUGUAGCAAGCAGUCAUCCGAGAUGAUGACUUGGCGCAACUGAUGAAAUGUUCACCUUGGCUUUGAUUUUCCAAACACUGUUCCCUUUUUCCAUAGGGCUUGUGGUGAAUUUGAAGCACGGUGUGGGCAUGUUUGUUAAAUCCUGGCAUAGCUGACUUUUACGUUGUCAGGAACAGCCCCAAGUUAGCUUGCGUCUGGAAACUCAUAAGUCAUAAAGCAUCGCCUAAAGGCCCUUUAAAAGACAUUCAAGCUGCAUAGUUAGUGGUUGGUUUUACUGUGCUGCCUGCCUUACUCAGAUGUGUGCAUGGAUUGCCAAACCUUUGAGAAAUGGCUCCCAUGAUUCACCCUGUGACUCUCAAAAGUGUCUUCACCAAGCGUGUGUAAUCUUAGUGUUAAACAAAGUCAAGCUGGUAACAGUGUCUGCAUAUUUAAUCUUACCGUCAGUGUGGCUACUAGCAUGACAGGUUGAAGUGGACCUUGGGUUAUGUUAUGAUCUGCUUAAGGAGCCAGUGAUUACUGCCUUCUGU